GGUCGCCGGCCUCCGUGCGACAACGUCAACAACAAAUCGACUGUUACAUACGAGCCUUCAACGUUAGUCCAAAGCAACAGUCUGAUACGAGACCGCCCAACUGAAGCAGACCCAGAAUUCCCCAGUCUCGAUCACUAAUUGUCUAACCGUCCGCCCAUUUCCCUCGUCCAACGAAUCUCUCCAUUACACACAUCAUCCUUUCCUGCCCUGUCAUUGCGGCAUUUGCUGCAAACAAUGGCAGGAGCAGACCCUAGACGGUCGUCAAGAGCGCGGGCAACGCAAUCACAGUCACAAAUAUCUUCCACUGCCUCGAGCGUCUCGGGACGCCUCGAGCGAAGCUCUCGGCACUUCAACAAAGGCGGCUCGCCGCAGAAGUCGACUUCGACAGGCUCGCUUUCAUCGGAGCCACCAGAAGACACGAUCACAGCCGAGGACUUAGUCACCACACGUCGUCGCACUCGCGGACAAGCCGAAGAGAGAGAUCGAACAGCACCUAAAGCACAAGCAAUCGCCAUGACGAACGGGGACGGCGAUGUCCAGGAAGAGGACGAGGCUGUCCGCUGCGUCUGCGGUAACGACGAGUAUCAAGGGCCGCCGCCACUGGAUGAGGACUCUAAACACGGCUUCAAACAUGGCUUCGAUCUCGAUUCCUUUUUCUCGGCCGACGUCACCGACGACACUGCUGGGUUGUUUGUGCAGUGCGAUAUCUGCAAAGUCUGGCAGCACGGCGGGUGUGUCGGGAUUAUGACUGAGGAAUCAAGCCCCGAUGAGUAUUUCUGCGAGCAAUGUCGCGCCGAUUUACAUAAGCUUUGGACGGCAAGCAAUGGAAGCGUAUUCUCACACUAUCUUCCACUGAAGCGGAACGCAAGAACAACAUCACGAGCAGCGUCGCUGAACAAGGACACAGCGCGUUCCCCGACCAAAGAGAAAGACAGCCGGAACGGGCGAGCAUCAUCCAGCAAUCAGACGUCGAAGCGACGCUCGACGCUGAACAGCAGAGAAGCUGGGUAUGACGAAGCAGAGGCUCUCAGGCGGGCAAUCGAAGCCAGCAAAGAAGAUGCGCUCCCUGAGCAACUCGAGAAUGGGAGUAGACGACCAAAACGGGGAAGAAGUGACAGCCAAGAGAAACCGGAGAAUGUGAAACGUCACAAAACGAGUUCCCGGUCAUCGUCGCCUCUAUCCGAUAAGAACGCCGAAGAUUCAGACGAAGCCGAUGCCACCGGCCGUAACGGGGCAUCAAAAUCGAAGUUGCGGAGCCGGGCAGCAUCGCGCACUCAGCGAGUCGAAAAAGCAUCCGAGAAGGAGGAACGAGAGCGACUACGAACCGAGGCAGCCAGCAAACGGAAAGGAAGGGCUGAGCGUCGGCGAGCUGAUGAUUCAGAUCCUUCUGAAGAAAUGCCCCUGGCAGCUCGGGCAGCGGCGAACAGGACAGCCCAGGCUGCAGGCGGACCGAAUGCGACAGGCAUCACCACGACAGAAGCGGUUGGACCUGCAGCGGCAGGUGAGCCACCGGCUACAUCAAACCCAGCUCCCGACACCCCGCCCACAGUACCCGUACAGGCCAAGGUCGACAAGAAGAGGUCCCACAAGAAGAAAGGAAGGAACCAGUAUACUCGGGAUCGUGAUGCUCACGAGGAUGACUCGCCCGGGAGGUCCCAGUCGCGUGAUAUUCAAAGGGAUGACCACGGCCCACCAAGCGGCGGAAAAGCGGCCGGGGAGGGGCACGGGAAAGCAAAUUCGAGACAGAAAGGAGGCAUGAGCAGCAAAAUCACCAUGAACGACAUGAAGAGGAGGGCAGCAGCGCUGCUGGACUUCAUCUCUAGAACACAAGUGGAGCUGGCCGGCGAGUCAUUCGCAGGAACGACAGCUGGGACGACAAACAGCGCUAAUGACACCCCCCUGGGGACUUCGGAGAAAGCCGAAGAUGGAGUCGACCCACCCCCGGCGCUGGUUUCCGGAGAGGACGGGCAACCACGAUCGGAAAAGGACUUCAAGGAGCUCGGAUGUAUGGAGAUGAUGGACACCCUCACGCGGCGGCUGGUCAAAUGGCAACAACAGUAUGCCACUUAGUGUGGUACCAAGUUAUCUUGUCUGUGGUCAUGUAUAUCACGGGACGCGGUCUUCGCUCCCAUAUCUGUGCAUUUGACAGGCGUUGGCGGGCUUUCUGACUUUCGGCUGUGGCGUUUGGAUUACAAGGGCGCAAAGCAUGGCGCAUGUGGCAUGGCCGCUCGGGGUAUACACAGUUUACUUCAUUUGCUAGCCCUGUCAACGGGCAGAUCGCCGCUGUUCUGGGACAGGAACGGAUGGGGCUAAUUUUCUGGGAGGUUUGUUUCUC
Chaetomium strumarium is the source of this 2335-nucleotide messenger RNA. RefSeq lists its product as uncharacterized. NCBI's taxonomy places the organism in Eukaryota, Fungi, Ascomycota, Sordariomycetes, Sordariales, Chaetomiaceae. Gene Ontology annotation, cellular component: Rpd3L-Expanded complex; Rpd3L complex. Bases 235 to 2070 code for a protein of 611 amino acids. Gene Ontology annotation, biological process: negative regulation of rDNA heterochromatin formation; negative regulation of silent mating-type cassette heterochromatin formation. The record is from RefSeq and is a predicted model, not a curated record. The transcript has 4 exons.